Messenger RNA from Penicillium cataractarum, 4041 nucleotides. RefSeq names its product putative pre-mRNA splicing factor. The transcript has 2 exons. The coding region runs from base 1 to 4041 and encodes 1346 amino acids. Gene Ontology annotation, biological process: base-excision repair. The record is from RefSeq and is a predicted model, not a curated record. Lineage: Eukaryota; Fungi; Ascomycota; Eurotiomycetes; Eurotiales; Aspergillaceae. Gene Ontology annotation, molecular function: DNA binding; catalytic activity. Gene Ontology annotation, cellular component: nucleus.
AUGGCAUCUCCCGAAACUCCCGACGAUCUUUCCAUCAUUCCGCCUCCUCCUUCCUACCCAACCGACACAUACAAGGACUACAGACCCUUUGACGACUUUUAUGAACGCACUGUUGAUGAGAUUCUGGACGAGGAUGCAACUCUUGAAGGGCUACGAGACGCCAACUGGCCAUUUUACUCAGGCGGUGAUGGAUCUGGAGAGUCACCAGCUUCUUAUUCUUUACGGAAGGGAGAUUCCAACGAAGGAAACAAACUCUCCUCGACGCCUAGAGUGACAAGGAAGAGCAAAGCCAAAGACCUGACCACGAAACCCAAGAAACCGAGGAAGAAACGGCCUGCAGCCAAGAGAGAAAUCACGGUCAUUGACCUUUGCAGCGAUGAUGGAGAUCCCGCGCCGAAGGGUAUGGACAUUGGUCAUGACAAGGACAAGGAACAAGGCGACCCUAAGGAGGUGAAUGGUGACGGCAACCUCCAAGCGGAUGAUGCCCCCGAGUAUGAUUCUGACGGCACAUUGAACUUUGUUGAUGCCAGGGAGGAUCGAGAGGAUACUGUCACCGUGAACACUGCCAAUGAAAAAACCGUCCAAUCCGGCUCUAGCGAUGUGGAGGUCGUGGUGGAAGCGAAGGCUGCAGCAGGUGAUAAGCUUGAUGUAUCCCAAAAUACGACUACCAAGGGAGUGAAGCACAGGCACUCAGUGGAAGGUUCCGAAGAGGAAGACUUUAUUUUCUCUUCCGUUUCAGAAUCCGUGAGAGGCGAAUUGCUGAAGUUUAUUGCGGAACAUCCGUUCAUGUCUCAAUUUGUGCAGCCCGUGAAUCGCUCCGCGAGGCGUCAGUUUAUUACAGAUCUGUGCAAUGAAGCGCUAUCAAAGAAGCUGGAUCUUUCGUUUUUGUGGGACUUAAUCAAGUACGUGCGCCUGCUAUAUCUUGAUAACGCCGGUGUCGAUGCUGAACCCAUUGCACCUGGCUUCGACGACAUUCCCUUUGGACAGGAGAUCGAGGACGAACCCGAGUCGAAUCCUCCGUCUCGAAAGAGUCAUAAAAGGAGUCGCAAGGAGGGGUCUCCUGGACUUAAGCCUAAGAGAAGCAAGAGGCGUUUACUUGAUGACCAAGAGCCCCCGCAGCCAGCCGCAGUGCCGGAGGUCAUUGAAAUUGCUGAUGAUAGUACCGGUCCGUCGUCUCCGGACCUUCCAGAUGUCCCAAGCUGCGCGAUAGAUGAACACAUCACAGUUGUUCAAGUUCAGAGCACCCCUGACUCACCUAUCGGCCCUGCCGUUGACGUUUCCGACGACGCCCAAGUCCAGAAUAAGAUUUUCGAGCCUCUUGUAAUUGAAAACACGCCUGAGCUACCAUCUCAGCCCCUUGAUUUUCAGACUCAUGAAAAUUACGAAGGGUCUACCAUUGUCCAGGUCGAGAGCACGCCCGAGUUGUCCCUUGAGUCGGGUGGUGCCACCGUAUCGCACACUGCAGAGACUAUUCAGACAGAGGACAUUAUCCAGUCAACUCUUCCCAUUGAAGAGACCAUCCCUGCUCCUGAUUACGAGGGAGGUUUCGAGGAUGCCCAAGAGCCCAGCAACAUUGCAAGGGUGGGAGAAAAUUCGAAUGACGAGGCUGUGUCAGAGAGCCUGUACGAGCCAAGGAUCCCACUUCAAACUGCAACAGACAAUAAGCCUACGCCGACGAGCUUGGAUCCAACAAUCGAUUCUGAAGAGAACAAGAAUCUUCCUGCUCAGCUUUCGAAGAGCCAAAAAAGAAAAGCAAGAAGAAAACUCCUCAAGCAGGCCAGGCAGGAAGGGAAAGCUACCGAGACGGUGGAUGAUAUCCAGCCGGCUCUUCUGCUUCCAAAGAUAGUUGUCUCCGGCGAUGACGAUGCAACCCCAGCAGCCCAAGACUCUACCACCGCGGGAUCUGGAGUGAACGACGACGAGUGUGCCUCUCACAAGUUGGACGAACCAAAUGGUCCGCCCAAAAUCGCGACCGGUGUGAUCCAGGAGAAUCUAUUCCCAGACUUCCCCUGUGAACCGACCACUGAAGCCCCGGCAAAGCUGUCGAAGAACCAGAAAAGACGUGAGAAGAGAAGGGUCAAGCGGGAGAAAAAAGAGAAAAAAGAGAAAAAAGAUCAAGCAAGGAGGGAGAAAGAGCUGAAUGAGCAGCAACAGUCCGCGAACUUCCGGCUCGAGCAUCACAACAAAGUCGAUAGCCAAACUACUCCGAUGCAGACCUUGCAAGCGAAGAAAUUCCAAGCUCCCAAGCCUUUGCCAAAACAAAAAGUCAUAGAUCCUGAACCGCGGAAAGAAAGGAAGCGGAAGGAGCGCGAGCACAAACGAGAACAGAAGCAAGAGCGAAAGCGGAAGCGGAAGAGAGAAUCUUUGAAGAUCGAACUUGAAAGCGGAAUCGAUGAGGAUGAUCAAUAUCAAGAUGAUCUGCCUGCGGACGAGGACCCCAAGCUUGACGAGCAAGAGCUAAAACGUCAACUCAAGAAAGAGCGGAAGCAGGAGCGGAAGCGUCAGAGACAGUCUUUGGUAUUAUCUCACGACAAGGAUGAUAUUGCGAAUGAUCCCACUCCAGGAAGCCCAGAUGGUCCCAUUGAGCCUCACACACCCGCAAAUAAUCGCGGGGAAGACGAGGUAUCUCUAGAUCACGAUGAGCCAAAGCCCCCAGUACGAGAAAACCCCAAACCUGAGGAUCUCGUUACGGAGAAGUCAACUUUAGCCUCGACCCCUCAACCACAGAGCCCGGUGACCAAAGAACGGGAAAUAAUGUCAACUCCCCAACGCAAUGCUCCGGCUGCUGUCGUGUCGACUCCGGCGUCUCAACGCACGAACGGUUCCCGAUCGAGAUAUGGCCCCUUGUCACCUGAUCCGACCGACGAUGAGGUGACGUCCAAAUACUUCUGCACAGAACUAAAACCCGACAUUCCUACUCUCAAAACAAAUACAACCACAAUUCCGGACAUAGCCCUCCCGCUACGAAACAUGUCACUACCAGAGAAAACUCGAAAGAUCUUGGAAGAACUGGAAUUAGAAUCCGAUUUUUUGUCCUCUGACUCGUCAUUGAGCGAUCCACCUAGCGAUCUCGAUCUUGAUUUCGACCUUGAAGAUGAUCCUGCUUUGUAUCCAACGCCCAAGGUGUCGCCUUCCAAAAGCCGGCAUUUUUUGCCCCCCGAAACUGCUUCGGGCCCCAGUACUCCUGUCAAGCGCACCAAGUUCCUUGAACCAGAAAUCUCCAAAACUCCUCGACAAAAACGACUCAAAAUAUCUCCAUACUUUCCUAAAACACCGGAUCCCCCUCAGUCGUGUCUCCCAUUCCCACCUAUGGAUGCCCCAUCUUUUGGACUUGUUCAGGAGCAGCUUGCACAUGAACCAUUUAAGUUGCUUAUCGCUACCAUCUUCUUGAACCGGACGCGAGGCGGCGUUGCUUUGCCCGUAUUGUUUAAAGUCUUUGAACGGUAUCCUACUAUCGAUGCGAUGGCUUCCGCAAACUUGGCCGAUUUUGUGUCCAUGAUUCGUUGUUUGGGGUUUCAAAACCAACGUGCCAAGAAGUGCAUUGCUAUUGCUCAACUCUGGCAAACUGAUCCCCCGAUCAAGAACAAACGAUAUCGCAAGCUUCAUUACCCCAGGAAGCUGGAUGGUCGGGACGUUCCAGCCGACGAAUUUCUUGAUGAUGAAGAUCCCCGAGUAGCUUGGGAGAUUGCACAUUUACCCGGAGUUGGAGCAUACUCCUUGGAUAGCUGGCGCAUCUUCUGUCGGGACGAGCUAAGAGGUUUAGCUAGGGACUGGAAAGGCACAGACUCUGCUGUGCAUGGCUUUGUUCCUGAAUGGAAGGCUGUGCUUCCCCAGGAUAAGGAAUUGCGUGCUUAUCUCACGUGGAUGUGGCUUAAGGAAGGCUGGGUUUGGGAUUGCCAUUCGGGUGAUUUGACUCUGGCUGGAGACAAGACGCUACGAGCGGCCCGGCGGGAGGGUGUGGCGCACGAGGAGGAUGGGAAUUGGGUGUUGCAGACAUCCCCUGUCAAGAAGGCGCCGAACGGGCUGCAUGCGAUGGACUAG